Messenger RNA from Pantherophis guttatus, 3390 nucleotides. Its product is annotated as chloride channel protein ClC-Kb. Gene Ontology annotation, molecular function: voltage-gated chloride channel activity. The record is from RefSeq and is a predicted model, not a curated record. Gene Ontology annotation, biological process: chloride transport; transmembrane transport. Lineage: Eukaryota; Metazoa; Chordata; Lepidosauria; Squamata; Colubridae. Gene Ontology annotation, cellular component: plasma membrane.
GCUGGCAAGCAUCUCACCGCCUGUCUGCCGAAACUGUCUGGGGGCAGCUUGUAGCUAAACGCAGCUGCUUAGUCACCCUCCUCUCGGGGCAGUCUGAGUCAUUGGGCCUGCGGCCUCCCGUGCCCUUUUUUCCUUCCCUCAGAACAAGCCCCAGAAGGCAGGGCGUCCUCCCUAACUCAGCUUCCAUCUAUUGCCCAUCGCAUUGCGGCUCUUCUGGCCCUUGGCUCCACUUCUGGGGUGCUGGCAGGAGGAGAGAGGGGCCCGGGGACUCCCCAGGCAGAGAUUCACGGACCGUAAAUCAUCCGGGAACCCACUCAAGAGUUCAGAAAUCAUGGCCAAUUUAGAACUUGGCGGGGACUGUUUGGGAAGUUCCUGCUGAUGCUUUUUGAUUUCAGGAAGGGAGUGGGUGGGUGUUACACUUUAUAUAUUCGAUUUUAAUUGGUUUUAAAUUUUAUAAAUCUAUGUGUUUUAAUAUGGCUGCACACCGCCCUGAGUCCUUCGGGAGAAGGGUGGUAUAGAAAUCUAAUAAACUUCAAACUUCAAACAUGCCUUUUGUUUCCCUUGCUGCCGGAAUGGCCCUCUGAGCUCACCUUGGAGCACACGGGCUCUCCUGCCCUGCAGCCUCUGCUCUCGGCCUCUCCUAAGAGUUCUCUUGACCUGCAGCAAGCAGCACCCUCCAACACCCCCCCCCCCCCCGUUGUCUGUCCCCUCCCCAGAGACCGUGUGAGUAGCUGCCUGCCCAUUUUUGUGGCUAGCCUGUUGGGAUGGCAAGGAUCAUGAGAGGCCGCCGUUGUUCCUGGCCAGGAUGUUUUGGGAGGAAGUGGUUGCAGCCCCUUCCAGCAAUUGGCCCUCCUGAUCUUGGUUCUGCACCCCCUACAGCUGGCCUAGACCUUGGGAGGGAAAGGUGUCUCCUCACUUCCGUCCUGUGGCCAAGAUCCCUACAAGCCGCAGCAGGAGGCCUCUGGGGACCCCGUCCGUCUUGGUGCUUGCAAACAGACGGCUUGGAUCCUCUUCCUCCUCUUGGGCUGCGUCCGGCGUUUCCACUCCCAGCCUCGGGGCAUGGCUGCUGAGAGGACAGAGAGAGCCGGCGGGGAGAAAGAGAGAGCCAAGAACAAGGAGGUGGAGGAGGAGACUAAUGUGUUCCUGCCCUGGGAAGACAACUGGAGACCCUGGCCAAAAGCCCGGCGCAAGGUGCACGGUUGCCUGGAGUGCCUCAAGCGGCAGCUCUUCCGAGUUGGGGACGAUUGGUAUUACCUCUUUGCCCUGGGCGUCAUCAUGGCGCUGGUCAGCUUCGCCAUGGACUUCACCGUCUCCAGGGUUGCCAGCGCGCACCUGUGGCUUUACCAAGAGGUUGGAGACUACCCGGUGCUGAAGUUCCUCUCCUGGACCAUGUACCCGGUCGCACUCUCGGCUUUUUCCACGGGCUUUGCCCAAAGCAUUACCCAGCACGCUGGAGGCUCCGGCAUCCCCGAACUCAAGACCAUCCUGACCGGCGUCAUCCUGGAGGAGUACUUGGCCAUCGAGAACUUUGGGGCCAAAGUCGUGGGGCUGACCUGCACACUCGCCUGCGGGAGCACCAUCUUCCUCGGAAAAGUGGGACCCUUUGUUCACCUCUCCAGCAUGAUCGCCGCCUACCUGGGCAAGAUCCGGACCAGCGUUUCUGGGGAGUACGAGAAUAAAAUCAAGCAGAACGAGAUGCUGGUGGCAGGAGCGGCCGUGGGCGUGGCAACCGUCUUUGGGGCGCCUAUCAGUGGAGUCCUCUUCAGCAUCGAGGUCGUGUCCUCCCACUUUGCUGUCCGGGAUUACUGGAGGGGCUUCUUCUCGGCAACUUGCGGCGCCUUUAUGUUCCGCUUGUUGGCUGUUUUCAAUAGUGAACAAGAAACCAUCAUAGCUCUCUUCAAGACCAGCUUUAAAAUUGAUUUCCCCUUUGACCUGCCGGAGACCAUUUUCUUCACAUUCCUCGGCGUGAUCUGCGGCGUGCUGAGCUGUGCGUACCUCUUCUGCCAGCGCUGGUUCCUGGGCUACGUCCGGAGGAACCCCUUCACGGCCAGGCUGCUGGCCACUGAGAAGCCCCUCUACUCGGUGCUGGUGGCCUUCCUGCUGUCCUCCAUCACCUUCCCUCAUAGCCUGGGACGAUUCAUGGCCUCCAGGCUGAGCAUGAAGGAGCUGCUCACCUCCUUGCUUGAUAACCGCACCUGGAGUGUCCUUUCCCAGAACGUUUCGCUUGACAGGCCUCCCCAGGUGGACCCCCUCAACCUGUGGGAGGAGUGGUGGCACCCCGACAUCACCUUCUUCGGCACCCUGUCUGUCUUCCUGGUGAUGAAGUUCUGGAUGCUGGUCUUGGCCACCACCAUGCCUAUGCCCGCUGGGUACUUCAUGCCCGUCUUCGUUUACGGAGCUGCCAUCGGGCGCUUGGUGGGUGAAGCCGCAGCCUUCCUCUUCCCCAUGGGCAUCACCGGUGAGGGCCCUCCCAGCCCCAUUAUCCCUGGGGCAUAUGCGCUGGCAGGGGCCGCUGCCUUCUCUGGCUCGGUCACCCACACCCUCUCCACCGCCUUGCUGGCCUUUGAGAUGACCGGGCAAAUCGCCCACAUCCUCCCUGUCCUGCUGGCCGUCCUGGUGGCCAACGCCAUUGCCCAGAAGUUCCAGCCUUCCUUCUACGAUGGCACCAUCAUUGUCAAGAAGCUACCGUAUCUUCCCCGCAUCCGGAGCAGGCAUAUCGAGUCCUACAUGGUCACCACCCAGGAGUUCAUGAACACCGAUUUCGUCAUCCUGUCCCAGGAAGCCACCUUUCACGACAUCCUCCAGGUGGUCACCACGACGGAUGCCCAGGAGUAUCCCGUGGUAGACAAUGCUGAGUCUCAGAUGCUGCUGGGAGCGAUCCAGCGGUCCAGUCUCAUUCAGUUUCUCCAGAGCCAUGAAGACUCCAGUCUGCCACAGGAAGAGCCGGGGAAAGAGGUAGGUCUGAUUCCCGACAGGCUCCUCUCGGGCCAGACUUUGAAAGAAGGCUGCACCAUCAGUCCUGUGAGUCUGCAGCUCUCCCCAUGGACAUCCCUGCACCAGGCCCACAACCUCUUUGAGAUGCUGAACCUGCAGCGGGCUUUUGUCACCCAGCUGGGGAAAGUGGUGGGGAUCGUGACCAGGAAGGAGCUCAGGAAAGCCAUUGAAGAGCUGGCCAAUCCCAAGGCCGGGCGAUAGCGGAAGCCCGUGGAGACGUGAAGCCGAGGUGUACCCGAGACCAUCCUGGCUGUGGUUUUCAGUAACAGGCCUUUAAAUUAUGCUUCGCCCUGUAAGAUUUGUCACAUUCUCGUUACCGUUUUGGCUUUUUGUCUGCAUGUUUAGCUACCCACUGGAUUGUAUGUCACUUCAAUGUAUUAUUUGUCAAUGCCCUGA